ACAAUAACAUUGUAUAUAUCUUAUAAAUAGGCUUUGCAUUCCUGAUGAGGAAGACAACUCAUGACGGGGUACAAAAAGGAAACAUAAGCUGAUCGAUCACUUAACAUUGCUUCAACCACAAACAUGUCUCACAUAGCUGUGGAGAGAAACAGGAGAAGACAGAUGAACGAGCAUCUCAAGGUUUUACGCUCUUUAACCCCAUGCUUUUACAUCAAAAGGGGAGAUCAAGCAUCUAUAAUAGGGGGUGUAAUAGAAUUUAUAAAGGAGCUGCACCAAGUUCUUCAAUCCUUGGAAUCGAAGAAAAGAAGGAAGAGUGUAAGCCCUAGCCCUGGCCCUAGCCCAAGGCCACUAGCACUACUGCAGCCAACUUGUCAAGUUGAUCAUAGCAACAACGUCUUUGGAUUUGAACAUGUUAAGGAACUAGGAGCAUGCUGCAACUCUCCUCUUGCAGAUAUCGAAGCCAAGAUUUCAGGGUCCAACGUGGUCUUGAAAAUCAUCUCACGCCGAAUACCUGGUCAAACCGCGAAGAUAAUCAGUGUUUUGGAAAGGCUUUCAUUCGAGGUUCUUCAUCUGAAUAUCAGUAGCAUGGAGGACACCGUUCUAUACUCCUUUGUCAUUAAGAUAGGGCUUGAAUGUCAGCUGAGUGUAGAGGAACUAGCACUUGAAGUUCAACGAAGUUUCUGCUCAGACACCAUUUAUGCAAAUGAGAUUUAGUUUUUUCAAGUGAUUAACUUUCAAUAAGGUCUGUUAAAACCAUUUAUAUAUAUAUAUGUGACAAAUGGAACCGUUUGCUUAAUAUAUAUU
Molecule: messenger RNA, 804 nt
Organism: Alnus glutinosa
Lineage: Eukaryota; Viridiplantae; Streptophyta; Magnoliopsida; Fagales; Betulaceae
Product: transcription factor MUTE
Exons: 3
Coding region: 124-714 (196 amino acids)
Biological process (GO): positive regulation of DNA-templated transcription; guard cell differentiation; stomatal complex development
Cellular component (GO): nucleus
Molecular function (GO): protein dimerization activity; DNA-binding transcription factor activity
Source: RefSeq, a predicted model, not a curated record